AUGAUAUUGCGCGCAGGUAGAACCUCUUGCCCUCCUUUGCAACCUUUUGAUAAUUCUAAAUGCAUACGCAGAUUGAAUACCAAAUGGAAGCCUCCCAAUCAAGAUUACACCAAGCUUAACUUCGAUGGUGCUGCAAGACUUGGUAUGGCUGCCGAGGGUAGAAUUAUUAGGUCCCCUACUAGGGAGAUGGUUAUAGCUUAUGCUAGUAAUUUGAAUGGAUUCUCAAGUAGUCAAGUUGAAGCUAUGGCAUUGGCCUGGGGCCUCUAUAUUGCACUCUCCAUUGGCUUUAGGGCUAUUGCCAAAGAAGGUGAUUCCAAACUAAUAAUUGAUGCUAUUAAAGGGCUAAAUAGAAUCGAUUGGUCAAUUGAUAUUAUCAUUAGAGAUAUAUUCAGCUUAUUAUUUUCCUUUGACUCAUUCUUAGUGAGUCAUAUUUAUAGAGAGGGUAAUCAGGUGGCGGAUGCCAUGACAACCCUUGGACUCAAUGGGGAAAGGCUAAAAUGUUGGAGAAAUUACACCUCCCUGCCUCCCAGCAUUAGACACCUUAUUGAGCGAGAGAUAAACAAUGUAAUUCCCAAUGGAUGUGAACUUCAUUAA
Cryptomeria japonica (Japanese cedar) is the source of this 594-nucleotide messenger RNA. RefSeq lists its product as uncharacterized. The transcript has a single exon. NCBI's taxonomy places the organism in Eukaryota, Viridiplantae, Streptophyta, Pinopsida, Cupressales, Cupressaceae. The record is from RefSeq and is a predicted model, not a curated record. Gene Ontology annotation, molecular function: nucleic acid binding; RNA-DNA hybrid ribonuclease activity. Bases 1 to 594 code for a protein of 197 amino acids.